UUAGGAAGAUCAUAUCGAUCCGAAUACAACUGAAACUUAUAAGGGUGAAUGGAAAAACGAUAAGCGGUGCGGAUUUGGUGUUGGUGAACGAAGUGAUGGUUUGAAAUAUGAGGGCGAGUGGUUCAACAAUCGAAAAUGCGGUUACGGCAUCACUACCUUCAAAGAUGGCAGAUUGAGAGAUUUGCCGAACUAG
This is a messenger RNA of Gongylonema pulchrum, 193 nucleotides long. Lineage: Eukaryota; Metazoa; Nematoda; Chromadorea; Rhabditida; Gongylonematidae. The record is from the annotation of a GenBank genome assembly.